Molecule: messenger RNA, 2620 nt
Organism: Mytilus trossulus (common blue mussel)
Lineage: Eukaryota; Metazoa; Mollusca; Bivalvia; Mytilida; Mytilidae
Product: dipeptidyl peptidase 3-like
Exons: 20
Coding region: 1-2421 (806 amino acids)
Cellular component (GO): cytoplasm
Molecular function (GO): dipeptidyl-peptidase activity
Source: RefSeq, a predicted model, not a curated record
AUGUGUUAUAGUAGUCUCAGACCUGACCAACAACGUACUCCCGUGACUAAUGUCCUGACCGAUGACAUUGUCAGGUCAUUGUCAGGACAUUGUCAGGACAUUAGUGUAACCCAUAGUUGUCUCCCUUUUAAACAAAUUUUACUUCCGGAACUUUGUUGCAAGUGCACUGAAAGUGAAAGUUGCAAAUAUCCCUCCUGGUUAGCUUAUAUUUCACUGUAUAUCAGUAGAAUGAGUACAGAUAUAUCUCAGUAUAUUAUCCCCAAUGACACAGGGGUCUGUCUGUUGGACUGUAUCACAGCCUUUGAGGGUCUGACACCUAAAGAAAGACUAUAUGCUCAUUACAUAGCACAGGCAUCAUGGUAUGGUGGACUCAUAGUUCUGGUCCAGACAUCUCCAGAAUCUCCUGGCAUCUUUAUUUUACUGCAGAAGAUAUUUAGAACACAGCCAAUCAGUGAGGUGAAAUGUCUGGCGCUAAAACAAGGGAUAACAGAGGAGGAAUGGCAGGCUAUAAUGAUAUACAGUGCUGCUUUCCAUGCUAACUCAGGAAACUACAAAUCAUUCGGAGAUACCAAGUUUAUUCCUAAUGUACCUAAAGACAAAUUUGAAUCCCUGAUAUUGUGCUGUAAGGCAGCAGUUGAUGAUCAAAAAGGUAUAAAGGCAUUAUGGGAUAGCGUAUCAGAUAGAAUGUUUUCAUUGGUUGCUAGACAAAAAGAAUUAGGUUUAGGAGAAAAGGGAACCACAACCUAUUUUUCAAGUAAUUGCAACCUUGAUGAUGCAAAGCUGUGUCAAGAAUUUAUGGAUAGCAAAGAUCUUAGUGCAUAUAAUACCAGAUUAUUUAAGACAGAAAAGAACGGACAAACCUGUUAUGAAGUUCGUUUAGCCAGUGCAUUAACGGAAGGAGGUUCCAUUGAGGGUUGUCCUGAAGGAAUAUUAGGUACACACCAGUUCACAUCAUCAACAUCAAAGUCCUACUCAUUUACUGUAACCAGGGGAGAUUACUCUAAACUCAUGGCAAAGGUGGCUGAGAAUCUCGGAAAGGCCAAGGAACAUGCGGCAAACGACUUGGAAAAACAGAUGUUGACAGAAUAUAUCAAAAGUUUUACUACAGGGUCCAUCCCAGCUCAUAAAGAUGGGUCCAGGCACUGGAUUAAAAAUAUUGGUCCAAUUGUAGAAACAUAUAUAGGUUUCAUAGAAUCAUACAGAGAUCCUUUUGGUGUUAGAGGAGAAUUUGAAGGUUUUGCAGCAGUAGUUAACAAGGAAAUGAGUAAAAAGUUUACUGAGUUAGUGAACAAUGCUGAACACUUGUUGGCAUUACUCCCAUGGCCGGCAGCAUACGAGAAAGAUACAUUUUUGAAGCCUGAUUUCACAUCACUGGAUGUUUUAGCAUUCGGAGGAUCAGGAAUUCCUGCUGGAAUAAAUAUUCCUAAUUAUGAUGACAUCAGACAAUCAGAAGGUUUUAAAAAUGUGUCAUUAGGGAAUGUAUUAACAGCUGCAUAUAAAGAUACAAAAGUCAGUUUUCUUGACGAGGAAGAUACUGAGCUGUUUAUUAAGUUAAAGGUACCAUCUUUUGAGGUUCAAGUUGGUCUUCAUGAACUUUUGGGCCAUGGCAGUGGAAAGUUAUUUAUAAAGGGAGAAGAUGGCAAGUUUAACUUUGAUAUAGAUACAGUAGAACAUACAGAAACUAAAGAUAAGAUAACCAAAUGGUACAAUCAAAAUGAGACAUGGGAUAGCAAGUUUACAACCUUAGCCUCGACCUAUGAAGAAUGUAGAGCUGAAUGUGUGGGCAUCUAUCUGUGUUUGUCUGCUGAUGCUCUCAGAAUAUUUGGGCACAAGGAGGACACUGCUGAUGACUUAAUCUAUGUUAACUGGCUAAACAUGGCUAGGGCUGGAUUACUGGCUUUAGAAUUCUAUUCACCUGAUACUGGAUCUUGGAGACAGGCUCAUAUGAAUGGUAGAUAUGUUAUAUUGAGAGUUAUGAUAGAAGCUGGACAAGGUCUGAUAACCAUCACCAAGACAACAGGGGAUGAUGGGAAAGAAGACAUACAUUUGAAACUGGAUCGUACUAAAAUUUUACCAGUUGGAAAACCAGCCAUUGGAAAUUUCCUUAGAAAACUACAGGUAUACAAGUCUACCGGUGAUGUUGAGGCAGCUACAGCUAUGUAUGGUCAUUACUCUGAAGUCCACGAUGAUGAAGAACCACAUUUCCUCAGUCUUAGAAGUGUAGUGUUAGCUCGUAAAACUCCGAGGAAAAUGAUGGUUCAGCAUAAUACCACAGUAGAGGGACCUACGGUGAAGUUACAAAGUUACGAGUCUUCAGCAGAUGGACUGGUUCAAUCAUUUAUCGACAGAUUUCCUUCAUCAGAAGUGGAUGACAUUCUAAAGGAAUUAAUGGAAAAAGAUCAGCCGUAUUUCAGCACCUAAAAUAUGACUAUGUGUUAAAUAGACAGGACCAGAUAUAGACAUUCCAUCCUUAUACAGUGAAAUCAAUUGUCAAAUUAUCAAAGAUAAUUACUUGAAAUCAAUAGACAAAUUAUCCAAGAUAAUUACAAAUACAAUCUUACAGAAAUAGAAAAAUUUGAAACAGUCAUUUAUAAUGAUUAAAUUAUUCUAGAAAUCCUGA